GUUGACCGGUUCUAUUCUGGCUCAUGAGAUGAUGCAUGCAUGGCUUCGGCUUCAAGGCUACCGAACUCUAAGUCAAGAUGUUGAAGAAGGUAUCUGUCAGGUGCUAGCUCACAUGUGGUUAGAGUCCCAGAUAAUGUCCAUGCCAGGGAGCAAUAUUCCGUCAACCUCCUCCACAUCACUUUCAAGAUCAUCAAAGCAGGGGACACGAUCUCCAUUUGAGCGGAAGCUAGGGGAGUUCUUCAAACACCAGAUUGAAUCAGAUACAUCUCCAGUGUAUGGAAAUGGAUUUAGAGCUGGUAACCAGGCAGUCCUCAAAUAUGGUCUUCGAAGGACCCUGGACCAUAUCAGGUUCACAGGGACUUUUCCUUAUUAAAGUUUUGGGCCUGAAUUGGUUUCUGUUUACGAUUAUUUUACUAGAGUUAAGGUGGCUCAUUUAUAUUGGAACCUUAG
Molecule: messenger RNA, 450 nt
Organism: Diospyros lotus (date-plum)
Lineage: Eukaryota; Viridiplantae; Streptophyta; Magnoliopsida; Ericales; Ebenaceae
Product: protein DA1-related 1-like
Exons: 2
Coding region: 29-373 (114 amino acids)
Molecular function (GO): ubiquitin binding
Source: RefSeq, a predicted model, not a curated record